Messenger RNA from Xenopus tropicalis (tropical clawed frog), 1527 nucleotides. Lineage: Eukaryota; Metazoa; Chordata; Amphibia; Anura; Pipidae. The record is from RefSeq and is a predicted model, not a curated record.
UUAGCGGAAAAGGAAAGGGAGGAAUUACACAAGUAAACAGAGCGUUCUGUAGGAGAGGGAUCAAAGGCGGAUUAUCAUGAUAAAGAGGCAUGUAUGAGCUUCCUUUGCGUCGGGAUAGAUCACAUUCGGCUAACAGAUAGGACUUUGGCGAGCAUAAUGAAUCAUUCUCCUGCCACCACCUUCUCUCCACAUUCAAGGUAUCAAGAACUGAAAGUAAGGAAUAAAAAGUCCACCAAAAAAAGCCAUAAAGAGAAGUACAGACUAAAAUGUCUCCGUUUAAGACGUGUAGCCAAAGAUAUGGUGUUUGAAAAUGCUGCUCUUUGUGAUGAAAUAGCACGCACUGAGGACAAAUUUAUCAGAGCGAAGGAGGAAAGAAGGUUUUUAUUAAAAAGGCUGCUACAGUUGCAGGCUUUAAGUGAAGAAGAACCAGGCACAUCACAUAAUUCCAAUGUGUCAGCUGGUUACAGUGUACCAGACAUGGCAGCGAUGAAUGAAGGAAAUCUUGAUAUGUGCUAUUCAAGUGUUCUUGAUGAUGGAGGUUCAUGCAAGAAGGUGAAGAAGGAUAAAAGAGAAAAGGGAAAGGAAAACAAAUCAGAAGCUAUGAAGAAACCUUCCAAGAAAAAAAGAGUCACAGAAGGAACAACUAGAAAGUGGGUUCAACCUAUUGCUUUAGAUCCAUGUGGAAGGCCUGUGUUCCCAAUAGUAUUAGAAGGACUGACGGUUUAUAGCCUUGGUGAGAUUAUUUCAGACCGUGCAGGAUUUCAUGAAAAAGUUGCCAUUUAUCCUGUAGGCUUUUGCAGCACUAGAGUUUACGUUGGCAUGAAGAACCCUGAUCAAAAAUGCCUCUAUACUUGCCAGAUAAAAGAUGGUGGCACAGGACCGCAGUUUGAGAUUGUGCCUGAUGAUGAUCCUCAGAAUUCAAUUGUGGCGAGUUCAGCCGACGAAUGCCAUUCAAUUCUUCUGCAGAAAAUCAGCACCCCUUUAGGGAAAAGGUUUUCUACACCGGAUCUUGCUGGAGCAUAUUUCUUUGGAUUUACUCAUCCUACUAUUCAGAAUUUAAUACAGAGUUGCCCUGGAGCACGGAAAUGUACAGGUUACCAGUGGGUGAAAUUUGAAGUAUGCAGAGCUGGUGAAGAGCAAGUUCCUCGUGACAUAUGUGAAAGCAGUGCCUCCGUUAACUUUGAAGCCUUUCAAAGACAAAGUUUUGCAACAAUAAACAAUAGUACUGCCUUAGCAGGAACUUUGGAUCUUCCAGAAAUACAUGCGUCACAUGAUUAUAUAUCUACUUACCAGGAAAUCUUCUUAUCACAUUCUCAAUUGGCAUCAGGCAUGCAGCAUUUAAAGUCACCUUCCAAUCAGUACAGUCCGUCCAGGUCUUCAGAAUAAGGAGGAAAUACUAAAAUAUAAUUUAUUGCAUUGUAUGUUGACAUUUUUUCACUGGAAAUAACUUGUUCAUGAAAAAGCUGUUUGUUAUAUGACUGUUCCAUUGUGUCAUAAUAAAAUAAUUUUCCCCACUUUUAUACAUUA